This is a messenger RNA of Prunus armeniaca (apricot), 648 nucleotides long. The record is from the annotation of a GenBank genome assembly. Lineage: Eukaryota; Viridiplantae; Streptophyta; Magnoliopsida; Rosales; Rosaceae.
AUGAUGGCCCCAUCUUCUGCUUCUUCUGUGACGCCAAAGAUGAUGACGUCGAAGCCCAACGUAUUCAAGCGAUUCGACGUCUUUUCCGACCACUCAGACCACCACUACGUCAACAACAAAAAUGGCUGCGGCGGCGGCGGCUGGGUCCGGAAGAAGAUCAUGCAGGAAUGGAAGAUUCUGGAGAAGUACCUCCGGGAUUCCAUCUACGUGCGAGCCUACGAGACCUGCAUCGACCUCCUCGGGGUCGUCGUUGUCGGAGCCUUCGGCACGCCCUACCACGACACGCUCUUCUUCUUGGACAUCACCUUCCCCUUUGAUUACUCGACCCGCCCGCCCAAGGUCCACUACCACUCAUUCGGACUGAGGCCCAACCCGAACCUCUACGCAAGCAGGAAAAGGGCAGGAAAGGUGGGACCUAUCUCAGUCGAUGAUCCUCCAGGUUUUGGUGUCGAUCCAAGGCCUGGUUCUCAACAAGGAGCCCUACUUCAACGAAGCGGGAGCUGGGAACCGGUUUGGAUGCGAGGCGUCUCGGGCCUACAACGAGAAAGUUUUCAUUUUGACUUGCAAAACGACGCUGUAUUUGCUCCGGAAGGCGCUGCUGAAUUUCAAGGCUUUCACCGCCGCGUUCAUAUAUGGGGAGUGAGCUAA